Oldenlandia corymbosa var. corymbosa is the source of this 221-nucleotide messenger RNA. The record is from the annotation of a GenBank genome assembly. NCBI's taxonomy places the organism in Eukaryota, Viridiplantae, Streptophyta, Magnoliopsida, Gentianales, Rubiaceae.
AAGAUGAGACUUUGCCUGUAAUCAUUGCCAAUGACUUAACAGAGAUUCAAGAAGAGAAGUUGAUGCAGGUUUUGAAGGAUUACAAGACAGCCAUAGGAUGGACCUUGGCCGAUAUUAAGGGAAUCAGCCCGUCAAUUUGCAUGCAUCGCAUUUUGCUAGAGCAAGAUUCAAAACCAGUAAGAGAUGCUCAACGCAAAUUGAAUCCUGCUAUGAAAGAGGUA